AUGGCUGUUGUUGCAGAUAUGAUACGGGAUGUCAAUAAUUUUUUAAAUAAAUAUCAAGAUCCUAGGACUGCUGAUUGGCCUCUGAUGUCAGGUCCAUUUCCUACAUUAGUGAUAUGUCUUUCAUAUGUAUAUAUAGUUAAGGUAUUAGGACCAAAGUUCAUGGAAAAUAGGAAGCCUCUUAACUUAAAGAAUACCCUUAUUGUUUAUAAUUUUGCCCAGGUUAUAUUUAGUAUAUGGAUAUUUUAUCAAAUUGGUAUGGGGGGAUGGUUUACAGGGGAAUAUAGCUUGAGGUGUCAGCCAGUAGAUUAUUCCAAUAAACCAAGUACAAUAAGAAUGGUACACGCAUCAUGGUGGUACUUUUUCUCGAAAUUCACAGAAUUCUUCGAUACAUUUUUCUUUGUACUAAGGAAGAAAAAUGAUCAUAUUUCAACUCUGCACGUAAUUCAUCAUGGAGUUAUGCCAAUGUCAGUGUGGUUUGGAGUAAAAUACACACCAGGUGGCCACAGCACAUUCUUUGGCUUUAUCAACACUUUUGUUCAUAUUAUUAUGUACACGUACUAUAUGUUGUCCGCGAUGGGACCACAUAUGCAGAAAUAUCUAUGGUGGAAGAAAUACCUUACAGCAUUCCAAAUGGUACAAUUCGUUGCUAUCAUGGUCCACGCUUUCCAACUUCUCUUCACCGACUGCAACUACCCUAGAGCGUUCGUGUGGUGGAUAGGCAUGCACGCUGUCAUGUUCUUCUUCCUCUUCAAAGAGUUCUACAACCAAACCUAUUCCAGAAAAAUGAGAAGUAAAGAGCUCAACGGUAAAGCCAAAACUCAAAACGGCCACCAGAACGGUUACACCAACGGCCACACAAAUGGCGUCCAUAAAAAUGGAGUUAGUAAAGUUAGUGAAUACUACGUUAACGGUACAACUGAAAUCCACCAGAGGAUAAAGUCAUAG
This is a messenger RNA of Diabrotica balteata, 945 nucleotides long. NCBI's taxonomy places the organism in Eukaryota, Metazoa, Arthropoda, Insecta, Coleoptera, Chrysomelidae. The record is from the annotation of a GenBank genome assembly.